AUGGAAAAACUUCAACAAAAGCCGAAAAAACGGGUGAAUUUAUUAUUUCAAAACUCCCCCUUAAAAGAAGCAGGAAAAGAAUCUGAGCCCAGAAAACUUUCUUCGAAUGUCUUCUCUUCCAUUUCGAAGCAUAUUUUCUUGUUCAUUCAACUGCAAACACCAUCUGAGUUGAAUCAAAAUAAACUAUUCUAA
Clunio marinus is the source of this 192-nucleotide messenger RNA. The record is from the annotation of a GenBank genome assembly. NCBI's taxonomy places the organism in Eukaryota, Metazoa, Arthropoda, Insecta, Diptera, Chironomidae.